Paracoccidioides brasiliensis Pb18 is the source of this 363-nucleotide messenger RNA. RefSeq lists its product as uncharacterized. The transcript has a single exon. The record is from RefSeq and is a predicted model, not a curated record. Bases 1 to 363 code for a protein of 120 amino acids.
AUGAGUGAGGGAUUCCUGUGUUGUGGUUUUACCUGGUUGCAUCGAAGCCAAGAAGAUGGGACAACCGUGGACAGGACAACCAGCAAGCGACCGGUGGUUCUACGCGGGCAUGUUGCUGGAGCAGGCACAGGAUAUUGCAGUUUUGUGAUCGGGUCCUUUGAGGUGAAGACUGUGUCGUCUAGAUAUAAGCAGAGGAGUGGUAUAGUACCAGGUGUUAGAUGGAUUGAUAACGAUACAGAUCAAGGUCGGCAGUUAUUGGAUUGCGAGUUGGAUGUUUUGACGGGCUGGAUCACGGGGUCUGGUCACUGUAUCAACAAGGCGGUGGGCGGCGGGAUCGAAGAUUCUGCCGCCGCUGCCGACUGA